UUUCCGCCUUUGCUUUCUGCCAAACAAAAUCAAUCCAUCCAGUCGGCUAAUAAUACAUCCAAACAGAAAUACAAGAAGGGAGGAAAAAAAUGCAAGACUGCCUCAGUGACUUCAACAUCACCUUGGAAUCAAAUCAGCCGGGAGGAAGCUUCCUGAGUCAAACAUGCAUUAAUUUCUUGUGGAACAUUAGGCAGCACUUCAGUGUAGGAAUCAGAUAAGCCGAGAGGAUACUUGAUGAAUUUUCUUGUGGAAAAUUAGGCAGCACUUCCUUGAUGAACUUUUGGGGGGACGAACUUGCAAUCGGCAUUUCCUGUCCCAAGUCACGAGUACAAUAUUUACCCAAAUCCACCGCUCUUUGAAGCCUCAUCUCCUCCAUCCAUGGACCCGAGACGGCUGGCCUCCAUUAUAGCCAUCUUGCUGUUAACGCAAACCAUCGCCUCCGGAGAAGACUGCCGGCCUUCUUCUUGCGGAGAUCUCCGGAACAUAAGCUACCCCUUUCGCCUGACCACCGAUCCUUCCACCUGCGGCGAUCCCCAGUACCAACUCACCUGUGAUCAGAACCGAGCCGUCUUGGAGCUGUAUUCGACCAAGUACUACGUGGAGGAGAUCUCCUACGAGGACCAGGUGGCCCGCGUCGUCCUCGCCGACCUCUCCCGGCAGUCUCUACCCUUCUUGCGUCCGAGCAAAUUCAAGUAUGGAGAUCCCUUCGACAUGAACCAAAGCAGCAACAGCGUCGCGUUCGUAACUUGCCCCGCAUCAUCGGUGGACGAUCCUUCGUUAUAUGUCCUCGUCGCUUCUUGUGUCGAUAACUCUUCCUCCUCCAAAGAGUACUUGUAUGCGCUGGCGGGGGAUGCGACGGUGGCAGAUCUUCGGAAGAGCUGCGCUACCGCAGGGACGGUGCCAGUGGCGGGCAUGCUUCGGAAUCGUACGCAGGCUGCGGUUCAAGACGUUUUGCUGAGAGGGUUUUACAUAUCGUGGAAGGUCCCCAUGCUGUGUCGUGACUGCGUGGUUAAAGGGCAGCAAUGUUCGUAUUAUGGAGGUCCCUACCUUCACGAUUACGGCUGGGGACUGAUGAGGUCGCACCGGCACUGUUACGAUAAAUGCGCAAAACAUCCGUUCGGAUCCGCUUUCUGUUUCUUCGAACUAUUAACGUUCAUUAUACGAGAGAUCCUUGUCGUGGAAGGAGUUGUUAUCAUACCAGGACGAACAAUCAUUGGGAUAUCAUGCUUGAUGGUCUACCUUGUGUACAAAUUACGAAGGAAGCAUAGCUCAAUGGACAGCAGAAUCGAAGAUUUCUUGAAUAACUACAGGAAUUCCAUGCCCAUCCGGUACUCUUAUCGGCAUAUCAAGAAGAUGACCAAUCAAUUUAAAGAAAAAUUGGGCCAAGGAGGUUAUGGUUCUGUGUUCAAGGGAAAGCUUACGACGAGCCGUCCGGUGGCAAUUAAGAUUUUAGAGAAGGCCAAAGGAAAUGGGCAGGAUUUUAUCAAUGAAGUGUCUGUUAAAAUGUCUACCAUUGGAAGGAUUCAUCACACCAAUGUGGUGCAACUCAUUGGUUUUUGCUUUGAGGGUUCCAACAGAGCUCUAGUUUAUGAAUUCAUGUCCAAUGGAUCACUAGAUAAGUAUAUAUAUUCUCAAGAAGGAAAGGCUAAGACUUUGAGUUGGGAGAAGAUGCAGGAUAUAGCACUUGGAAUAGCUCGAGGGAUGGAAUAUCUUCAUCGAGGUUGUGACAUGCAAAUUUUACAUUUUGAUAUCAAGCCUCACAACAUCCUUUUGGAUGACAAGUUCAACCCCAAGGUAUCUGACUUUGGAUUAGCCAAACUCCAUCCUAUGGAAGAGAGUAAGGUUUCGGUGACUGCUGCAAGAGGAACCUUAGGAUACAUGGCCCCUGAACUAUUCUAUAAAAAAGUAGGUGAAGUCUCUUACAAGUCCGAUGUUUAUAGUUUUGGGAUGUUGUUGAUGGAAAUGGCAGGCAGAAGGAAGAAUCUAAACCCACAUGCUCCACGAAGCAGCCAAAUCUACUUCCCCUCAUGGAUUUAUGACCAGCUUGAUCAAGGAAGAGACAUGGAAAUGGAGGAUGCCACUGAUGAUGGAAAGGAAAUUGCAAAGAAACUUCUAAUAGUAGCACUACGGUGUAUACAAAUGAAUCCGGCAGAGAGGCCAUCUAUGAGCCAAGUUGUAGAGAUGUUAGAAAAGAAAAUGGAGGAUUUUCAAAUGCCAUCAAAGCCUUUUCUAUCAUCUCUAGACAAGGUGUUCAAGGAAGAUCAUGCAAUCGACAUGGAAUCCUCAGAAUCGUUAUGUGAGCCUGGAAGCAAUACAAACAAUAUAUCAAAUGAUGAGAUAAUCUCUUGCUCUUCCAAGUAAUAAAGUAAGGGAAGUUGUCUCAUAAGGAUAUCUCAGUGUUCCUGUGGUCGUCUAAUAGAACAGUUGAAUUGGAUGUGUCUUAGGAGGGGCUUCCUGUCAUCUGUGUACUCUAAAUAAGGUGGAUAUUAUGAACUUGUAUGUUGCUAGCACUGUGAACUUUAUCUGUGUACUCUAAAUAAUGAUAUUAUGAACUUGUAUGUUGUUA
Molecule: messenger RNA, 2566 nt
Organism: Phoenix dactylifera (date palm)
Lineage: Eukaryota; Viridiplantae; Streptophyta; Magnoliopsida; Arecales; Arecaceae
Source: RefSeq, a predicted model, not a curated record